Molecule: messenger RNA, 1197 nt
Organism: Aureobasidium vineae
Lineage: Eukaryota; Fungi; Ascomycota; Dothideomycetes; Dothideales; Saccotheciaceae
Source: the annotation of a GenBank genome assembly
AGACUCGAUUGCGGUCUUGCACGGACAGGAGGUGAACUUGUCGCUUUUCGCGCCUUGCAAGGAGUUUGCAACGCUAUGGCUAUCCCGGCUUCUAUCUCUGUCAUAUCGACGAGCGUUGCUAAAGGCCGCUCACGUAACCUUGGCUUUGCAUGUCUUGGAUUCUCAGGACCGCUUGGUUCCUUACUUGGUCUUGUUCUCAGCGGUGUCUUUGUGGACAGCGUCGGGUGGCGGCCGGUAUUUUAUCUUGUCGCGGCAAGCAGUUUUGCCCUAUGUGGGCUUGGCCUCUGGGUAUUGCCACGGAAUGUCCAGUGUCAGGCUGAUCGCAGUCGCAGUAUCAGGAAGCAGCUGAUGUUCGACAUCGAUUGGGUCGGGACACUGCUUGUGGGCUUUGGACUUGCAACCAUAUCCUACGUUUUGGCAAUGCUAUCAUCUGAUACGCACAAGAUCCGUAGGAAUCCAAAUAUGGCGCUCUUGGUCCUGGGUAUCUCUUGUAUUCCGGCUUCCAUCUGCUGGAUGAGCUACCGAGUGAAGCACGAUCGUCCAGCCCUCAUACCCAAUGCACUUUGGCGAGAUGCCAGCUUCACAAGUGUCUGUGUGAUGAUAGCUUUCGCAAACGCAGUCAUCAAUGGUAUGGAGCUGUACAGCGGUCUGUUCUUCCAACAGGUCCAAGCCAUCUCAGCGCUUGAGGCUUCACUGCGCAUCCUUCCCGCCCUUGUCAUGGCUGUCAUGGCAAACAUCACAUGUGGUUGUUUUGUCAAUCGCAUGCCGGUCAUGUGGGUGGUGGUUGUCUCCUCGGCAUUGUCUGCCGUCUUACCACUUCUCAUGGCUCUAGUCAAACCUGAAUGGUCAUAUUGGAACAUGGCAUUCGUUGCACAGGUGCUUCAACCAUUGAGUACCAACGUACUCUUUACGAUUGACAUCUUGGUUAUCUCUGCCGUCUUCUCUCCGCGUACGCAAGCGCUCGGCGGUGCAGUCCUCAACACAUGCUCCCAGCUCGGCACUUCGAUCGGAUUGACCAUCACGGCCGUCGUUACCGACUCUCGAACCGCUGCAACUACCUCAGAUGACUUGUCCCACACUCUAAUGGUUGGAUAUCGUCUAGCCUUCCGGGUCCUGUUUGGAUGGAUGGUAUUGGUCUGUCUUGCGGGCGCAUUGGGGCUAAGGAAUAUAGGUAAAAUUGGCACCAAACAGGACUGA